This is a messenger RNA of Saxophila tyrrhenica, 2355 nucleotides long. RefSeq lists its product as uncharacterized. Gene Ontology annotation, biological process: DNA alkylation repair; DNA repair. The record is from RefSeq and is a predicted model, not a curated record. Gene Ontology annotation, molecular function: dioxygenase activity. Gene Ontology annotation, cellular component: nucleus. Bases 1 to 2355 code for a protein of 784 amino acids. The transcript has 2 exons. Lineage: Eukaryota; Fungi; Ascomycota; Dothideomycetes; Mycosphaerellales; Extremaceae.
AUGGCGUCCGCAUUUGCCGAGCUGCUGUCCCAAUCACGAGCUGUCCAGACCAGGAAAGGCCUCAUCCUCACUGGACUCCAGAACGACUUCUUAUCACCGGAGGGCAAGCUGCCGGUCAGCACCUCCACUGGCUUCCUCGACCGGCUGACCGAGCUCGUUAAGGAAUUCCGCGAGCAUGGCGACGUAAUCUGGGUUCGCUCGCACUUUGUGGAGAACCGCGCUGUCAACCAGGACGACGAGUCUGGUGAUACCGUGGUGGUCGGCAAUGGUGUGCGAGACAUAUCGCAAGUAGAUCGUCGGUCUACAUCUUCUCGAGCCAGCCCUGCUCGAUCGAAAAGUAACACCAAAGAUGAUCCGCCGUCGCCGUCAAAGAAGGCUCGAUUGUCAACCGAGACGGCUGGAUCACCUGCCUCAUCCGAGACCGACGACGUCACGGCGGGUUCAGAGGAGUACAGCGAGCCGGACGAAGAACUCUUCCUUACACGGACAGCCAACAGAACCCCAUGCUGCAUCCCGGGCUCAUUCGGCGCAGAAUACGCAAUCCAGAUCAAGGACCUGGUCGACCCACGGAAGGAUCUGCAGCUGAUCAAGACGUACUACUCGGCCUUCUCUGGGACAUCACUACUGAUGACUCUGCGCAUCAAGUUCGUUACGGAACUCUACAUCUGUGGAUGUACUACCAACCUGUCCCUCUUCGCAACCGCGAUGGACGCAGCACGCCACGGUAUCAGCAUCACGCUCGUGGAGGACUGUCUUGGGUAUCGUAAGAAGGACAGACAUGACGAAGCGAUCAAGCAGUUGCGUGAAAUCAUGGGCGCUCGUGUCAUCACCAGCAAGGAAAUUAUCAAGAGGCUGAAGAACCCGGCUGCUGAAUCUGAUGAAGAAGACGAAGAUGAAGAGUCGGAGGUUGCCGUUGGUGAAGAGGCUGGGAAGGCCGCUAUCGACGCGCUUGCAGUGGAUAGCGAUGACGAGGACCAGCAGGACGACCUGCUCGCAGCUCCAGUACGUAUGCCUCACCUACACGGCAGCACAUUUGCGCCGGCGCCGUCUUCGAGCCUAAGCUCACUUCCAGCUGCAGCAUCCCAAACCAGGUCAGCGCCUGGCACUGAACGUCGAGAACCUCCUAGCACUGGAGCUGCAGACGCAAGCCGUGGUACAAGCGACGGCCAACGAAGCGCCGCCGCCACGAGCCGAGCACCCGGCAGCCGUCGAGCAGAAACGCCCUAUUUCGGCGGCUGGAUCGGGCGAGCAACAGCCCGUCGUAGCAGCAUAGAGGGAGUGUCUGAGUCAUUAGAGGGAGUCACCGCAUACGAGCGAAUGGUUGAGGAAGACAAAACCAAAGCAACGGACACGGAAAUUUCGCGCAAGCAAUCGGCGCAGCAAGACUCUCCCACGUCGGUGCUAGACCAGGACACAUCUGACCAGCACGAACAAGCGAUGGAGCAAGCGAAGCCGAGAGACAGUGAUCCGACUCCACACACUCAAGCAAGCAAGCCCCUCCUAGGUGAAGACAAGCAAAAGGAGAGUGCUGGCUCACGUAUCCUCUACGACUUGCUACCACCAGAGCUGGCGGAGACGAUCUUCGACGCUCUCAACAACGAGAUCACAUGGCAAAAGAUGCAUCACCAAACAGGCGAAGUGCCACGCCUAGUCUGCUGUCAAGGAAGCAUUGGCGAAGACGGCAGCAUGCCGGUCUACCGCCACCCUUCUGAUCAGACCUUGCCCACCGAGCGCUGGACUCUCGCCGUCGACCAAGUCCGCAGAGCCGCAGAGCAGGUCGUAGGCCACGCAUUAAACCACGCCCUCAUCCAGCUCUACCGCGGCGGCACCGACUACAUCUCCGAACACUCGGACAAGACCCUCGACAUCGCCAAAGGCAGCUCAAUCGUCAACAUCUCCUUCGGCGCCUUGCGGAAGAUGCGCCUGCGUACGAAGCGGAGCGCAGGGCGCUCGUCUCAAACAUCCUCCCCACCGCCAGUCAGAACAACCUACCGCAUCCCCAUGCCCCACAACUCCAUGAUUACCAUGUCCCUCCCGACCAACGCAGAGUACCUCCACGGCAUCACCGCCGACAAACGCCCGGACUGCGAACUCGCCCCAGCCGAGACGGCUUUCGGAGGUCAGCGGAUUUCACUGACGUUCCGGAACAUCGCGACAUUCCUGAACGCCGAUUCGAGCAGGAUUUGGGGUCAAGGGGCUACAGCGAAGGAUAAGGAGAGUGCUAAGGUGGUGGUCAACGGGGAUGCUGAGCAGAGCGAACGGUUGGUGAAGGCCUUUGGGAAGGAGAACGCGGCGACGAGUAUUGCAUGGGAGUCGAUCUAUAGGGAGGGGUUUGAUGUGCUGCAUCUGAAGUGA